CGGGCGGGAGCGGCGGCGGCGGCGGGCGCUGCCCGGAGCCUCGGGAGCCGCGCGGGACUGCCCGGGGAGGCUGCACCGAGCGCGCACCCGGCCCGGGACCGGCUGCGGCGGCUGCACGGCCGAGGGACUAGCAUAACGAGAGCUCAAAGUUAGAUGAUAAUAACAGAUUAACUGAUUAACUUUUAAAUUACUACUGUAAGGCAUUAUCCAUGCCAGGGAAUGGAGCAGGAGACUACACUGCAAGGAGAUACAGGGAUAGGGGGAGGGUGGGAAAAGUCAGAACCAGGAAGUGUGAAUAGCACUCACACACACACAAACUUCAAUGGAUGCACAGAAAUACCAAGAGACUGGAGGGUGUAGGGGAAGAAUUGCACGGAAGCAUUCACUACAUGCACAGUGCCAUAAUGGAUCCUGGAAGCAGAGGAAGAAUCCACUGCACCAUGAGACUCACCUGCUCUCUCCUACUCAUAGCAGUGUUCUGUGUGACACCUGUCCUCUGCCACAGUCAAAUUGAUCCACUGGCUCUUGGGCGGGCAGACCCGCAGUGCUGGGAAUCCUCCUCAGCUGUUUUACUGGAAAUGAGGAAGCCUCGCAUUUCUGACUCUGUCAGUGGCUUUUGGGACUUCAUGAUCUUUCUGAAAUCCUCAGAGAACUUGAAACAUGGGGCUUUGUUCUGGGACCUGGCUCAGCUCUUCUGGGAUAUCUAUGUGGACUGUGUGCUCUCCAGAACCCAUGGGCUGGGGAGAAGGCAGCUGUCAGAAGCUGUCAGAAGCCUGAAGACAGCUAGUCUACAUUCUCAGUUCACAGGGAGAAACCAAGGUCACUACUCCUUUAAUAUCCAUCUCAUGGGCAAUAAUUAGAGUCUAGUGGGAAAGAAAAGAGAUUGAGGCCUAUUGUGCUAAUAAUACAGAAACAGAGGACAAUGUUGUGCAAAAACCCCCUACUCCUCCCAGUGAAGUGUAGAGCUGUAUUUAUGUUCAAUGUGAUCUCAGUAAAAAUUUUACUUCCAAACAACCUGAACUCUAACAACAGCUUUUAAGUUUGAUAGGGCAGGAAAAGCAGCAGAAAGUGUAAUACAGGAGGAUUCAAACAAAGAAGACAGCUCAGCAACUGAAUAUAGCAAUAUAUGCUUCCACACCAGCAUUUUUACCACAGUUGUGCUAUGAACAGGCUAGCUCUGAAUUCCCCAUUCUGAGAGGAAUGCAUUGCAUUGUGCUGUUGGUGAGAGUGGCAGCCUUUUGGCAGAAGGGUAAAGGUGUGUCUACUUGCCAUCUAGCAGUCAGUCACUAGCUAUUUUUCAUUUCUGUACUGGUAACUUUACCCAACACACAAUGGAAACAGAACUAGGCCUUAGAGGAUGCAGGCUUUCAGGCACAACUACAGCUCCAGGAAGAACAUCACUACCUGUGACACUAAGUGUUGCAAUUCCUAGACUCCAGGUUCCCAGCCCCCUUCCAUAUGCAUAUCAAUUACCAUCCUCAUUCCCAAGUGGGAGACACAAUGCAGCUUUUCCUAAACCUCGGUCCCUUCCAAGGCUUCAGUUCUUAUCCUGCUACCAACAGAUUUAUCCUUGCCUGGAGACGAUCCACUUUCAGAUAGAGGAAAAAGCGUUUUCCUUGUUGCUGACAUCAACAAGAAAUACAGCACCGUUCCAAGGAAGUAACUCGGCCAUGGGAUAUCAGCAGCUAAAGAGAGAGAGAGAAAUGGGCAAUCGUUUGCACUGCCGAGGAAGUCACAGCAUGGGAGCUGGAAAUCACCAACAGAAAAGGAAUAUAGCUCUCCACAAUGUUCCAGGUGAAGUCAGUAAAUGCAGAAACCUGUCAUGCUGUGUUAUUACAGGCAACAUCUGAAACACUUUAAAGAGUCUCUUUUAAGAGA
Molecule: messenger RNA, 1878 nt
Organism: Pyrgilauda ruficollis (rufous-necked snowfinch)
Lineage: Eukaryota; Metazoa; Chordata; Aves; Passeriformes; Passeridae
Gene: FAM237A
Product: family with sequence similarity 237 member A
Exons: 3
Coding region: 327-860 (177 amino acids)
Source: RefSeq, a predicted model, not a curated record